This is a messenger RNA of Amoebophrya sp. A25, 2353 nucleotides long. The record is from the annotation of a GenBank genome assembly. Lineage: Eukaryota; Dinophyceae; Syndiniales; Amoebophryaceae.
UCGACAUCUAUCUAUGGGAGAAGAUGCAUGAGUGAAGAAAAACCAGAAUCAGAAAGAAGAUUGACAUCACUCAUCAGAAGAUCUUUAGACCGGAGUUAAGAUGGACUAAAUUAAGUUAGUACUUACUCGAAUCCACCUAUUCAGAUAAGAAGCAGACUUGUGCUUCGAUGUCACUUACUUAAUGAUCUCAUUUCCGUAGGUACUUGCUAAGUUGUGUAGCUACAACAACAAUUUUUUUACGGAGCGUAUGAAGCGACAAACCUAUCAAGUCACAGGCCCUAUCACGACUUGUUUUGAAAAAGAGACAUCUACUGGCAUUUUCCUACCACCAAGAAUAUAAUCUGCUAUUUAGAAGAAGAGCAUAGAAAUCAAAACUUAUAAUCGCAAUUUGUUUUGGCUAAUUACAUUUUACCACCAAGAACAUCUUGAUCCCUUGUUUUGAAGAAGAAAUAGAAUUGUUUUUGCUACCAUUUUACUAAUCUUCGGUUCUAAAUAAUUUGAAGCUCCAUGAUUACUUGUUUUCAAGAAGCAACGUCAAUUGUUUUUUAGGCCGCUAUCAUCCCCGCUUAUUUAAUAGAUGGGCAGGCCACCUUGCAUUGCUUUUCUUCAUCACUACAAAUAAUACUAAGUUACUUUAUCCAUUAUUUCUACUUCCUCCUUUCCGCAUUUCUUUCAAGAUGGGUAGAGUCCUCGGCUCCUUCUGCGUCUGGACAAAAGCAGCCUUGUUGUAUUCCUGCUGGCUCCUCGUCGACUUCGCUCAGUGCGUAGUUCGUGUUGCGGGUGAACCCAUCCGAGCAAAAUUGAUUAACUCCGGUUUUACUGACGAGCAGAUCAAGAAGCUGGCGCAAAUGCACAGAGACGGAAAGCAAAUGCCAGACAUUUGCUGGAAAUGGUUCGACUCCCGCGGCCAAGUCAAACUUGCGGGAGACCUGAUCGCCGUCAAGAGGCGCCGCGAUAGUACACCUGACGAUGGGCAGGUAGAACUAGAAGUUGUUCCUCCUGUGGACAGCAGUAAUCGCGGCCUGCUCGCAACGAAAACUGCUACUGCUGCUGCUCCAGAUCUUCAAGGUCCUUUGUCUGACGAUGGAAGUAAUAGUAGCACGGUGAUGGACUUUGACUUAGUGUUACAUGGAGAUAGGAGACAGCAGUUCAAUUCCCUCUAUUGCCUCUUCGCCGGUCUCGGGUACGACUUGUCCGGGUUUUCGCCGUCGCCGGAGGAUGCGCCACCCUUGAUAAAAAGCCUAAUCGCAAAAGAGGUGUUCUCCGAAGAGCUCUACGACCAUCUGCGAGCUCUUUGGGACACCGAAAUCUGGCCGAUGAUCACAUCUGGCGUGCGCGGCUAUAUCGCUGCACUAGAGCGGCAGGCGCACGAGGAGUGGGACGCAACGCCUCUAGCCUCUAAAAGAACCUUGAGAAUGAGAGUCAGUUUAAGGUAUGAGCACAAGCAGAUGUACCCGCAUUGGCACAUUGAUCAGUUGGGCAGAUCGCGUCUCCGCUACUCUUUGACGCUCUUCGGCGCGCCUACGGUAAUCGAUGAAAAAUUGACCUAUCCCGACUGCGAGGAGCAGAAGCUCUAUGAAAAAUAUGGCGAAGGCACGGGCAUCACGAGGAGAGAUCCCUUUUCCAAGAUGCCUGGAGAUCUGGGACCCUUGUUAGAGCCACUUUUCGAACCGUUUUCUACACGACAGAGCCAUUACGAACGUGGAGCAUUUUUUGGCGGGGGGGUGUGGAAUAAAAUGCCAGAACCCCCUGUCGCUUCGGCGCCUAUUUUCAAUGCUGAUCGGCGGCUUACGACAAGUCUGCAGCGGCAAGAGCCUGGCUCUGCUUCGGUUCUUCUAGGUUCUCCUAAUACCCCUAGAACCCUGCAGCGUAAGCGACUGCUAGGGCUCCUGUUUCGGGGCGGUGAGUCACGUCCGAACGCAGCGUUACACCGUUCCCCAAGUGAUCAAGAGAUAUCUUUCUUCCAGCCACAAGGCGCUCAGGUCGCGAGUCGAUUAGUUCUAAUCGUGGAUCAAUAUCCAUAAGUAAAAUUGACAUUCCUCCUUAGUUCUAAUCGUGGAUCAACAACUACAUCAGAGAAAUUCGUAGAACACAGAAGAGACUCCGGGAAGGCGUAGGCCUAAUCCGAAUCGCCUAGCAUUACCAUCAAACGAUACCCCUCCGCUGUUCACUCUCCCUCCACUCGUCUUCACUGAAAACCGCGAGAUGAAGUAAAUGAUAUCCCUCCACUGGAAAUCUAUAAUUUCUGGCUCUGAUAGGAGAAAGAUGAAGCUGCGUUUGUGUUUCAAAAUAGUCCCAUAAGGAUGCAUAAGCAUCUCUCUUCUAUGUCGAAGAAAAGAAGUCAGCAACUACU